This is a messenger RNA of Medioppia subpectinata, 474 nucleotides long. Lineage: Eukaryota; Metazoa; Arthropoda; Arachnida; Sarcoptiformes; Oppiidae. The record is from the annotation of a GenBank genome assembly.
AUGACUGUCGACGACGCCGUCGAUUUGGUCAAUAGCGAGCCAAAGCUCAAGAAAUGGUCGCUGUAUUGUCUGAUCGGAUGUCUUGUGGUGGGAGUGGUGUUCGUUAUCUGGUAUAUAGUGCGGUACAAUAAGGGCGAUCCGGCUAUAUCUGGCAUUUGGUCACUGAUUCACGUCGGUGUCUACGGGGCCUUCACUGUAGUCGCAGUAUUGGGACUGAUCGGCAAUAUUUGCACAAAAGUUCAGUACUUGAAUUGGUUUCUGAUCGGAUGUCUGGCGCUCAUGUGCUUCGAAGUGGUCUGUAUUUUCAAUAAUAUGGUCAUCUCAGCCGCGGAUAAAAAGUACGGCGCGCUCGUGUUGUUGGCCAAAGUGGUGGUACUCGUGGUGCUAAUCGUCACCGUUGUCUUCGUCUACCUUCUGAAGCGAGUGAUUGAUAAGAAUGCGGGAAAACCUGAUUCGCAAUCGGCGGGCGGGAAG